AUGGACUAUGACAUUUUGAAAACGCAGCAAGAAUACCUUAACCAUGCGCUGACAUUUUUCAGUGGACUCAAGGCGUUAGUAGUAGACAGUGUGACAACUUCAAUUGUGAGUCACCUCUUUUCAAUGAUGGAUGUUGCCCAGAAGGAAAUCUACAUCAUCACAAACAUAGCCGAUAAAACACGAGAACCGCUUUAUUAUGCGACCGCAAUGUGUGUUCUUCAUCCGUCAAAGUUCAUCAUAGACAGACUAGUCGAGGAGCUUAAGGUGCCCAAAUACAAACAGUAUUACAUCUUCUUCACGUCCCCUAUCAAUGACGGGAUAGUUGAAACUCUAGCAGAGGCGGAUGUGCACGAAAUUGUUCAAACAGUACAAGAAUUGUAUAUGGAUGUGUGCGCAGUAACGCCUUCCGUAUACUCUCUGAAUACUAGUCCAACCCUCUCCGACCAACUUCUUGUAGACAGAGCCGUUGAUGCACUUAUCUCGACACUCAUCUCGUACAAGGAAUUUCCAAUUAUACGAUAUCAACAACAUACUUCAAAUUUGCCAUAUAACAUUUCACUGAAAAUCCAUCAGAAGAUCCAAGAGUCACUUAAAACACAAGACGGGCUGUUUCCAAUGGAAAACACAUCAACGACUUUACUCAUUCUUCACCGAUCAUUCGACUGCGCAACACCUCUUUUAAUUCAGUGGACAUACCAAGCAAUGAUCAACGAGUUUUUGGGGAUCAACAACAAUCUGAUCGACUUGCCUUCGGGGAAAGUCGAGUUCUCGUACCACAACGAUCCGUUUUAUCAAGAAGUGCAUCAGAUGAUGUUUGCUGAUGUUUCAGAAACGAUCCAAGCGAGGGUGAAUGCGUUUGUCCAGUCGAAAGACGACAAAUUGAAUUUUUCGACGAUGGAGGAUAUGCAGAGGGCAAUCGACUCGAUUCCGGAGUUAACGAAAGAGCGCGAGAAUUUGACGAAACACUCGAAUGUCUUGUCUACAGCAGUCAAAGUGUAUAACUCGAAGAAAGCACUUCAGCUGAGUGCGUUUGAGCAGGAACUUGUUGUGAAUAACACACUCAGCACAUCACUUGCUGAGUUAAACAAAAUUGUGAAUGACAUGCAAAUUCCUUAUGAAGAUCGAUUGAAGGAGGCGGUACUUUUCUCUUAUAGAUUCCCAGCUAAAGCUGAGGAUGUCCGGUCGAUGUUACAACUUCAAAAAUUCAAGCCAGAAGAUAUGGCUCUAGUAAAGACUGUUAUUACUUAUGGAGAGAAGAACCCAUUGCCCGUGUUCUCGGAAGAAAAGGGGUUGAAGAGUUUUGUGAAGAAGAUCGUGAAAGGAUCUGCAGGUAUCGAGAGUGUCUAUACUCAACAUAAACCACUAAUUGAAAAGAUUGCAAUGGGGAUGUUAUAUAAUGAUGAGAAAAUGAAAAAAAUAUUCCCGUCAUUUGGUGACAUCCACAAAAUCACACAGAAUUUAAUCAUAUUCAUCGUCGGGGGUGUCUGCCUCGAAGAGUCCGUGUGUAUGUCACAGAUCAAAAAAACAUAUAAAGACCAAGGAAUGGUCCCUCCAAGAAUUCUUAUUGGAGGAACUGAAGUCUUGAACUCCCAGAAAUUCAUUGCAAUGCUUAGGCAGAAGAAGUGA
This is a messenger RNA of Entamoeba invadens IP1, 1626 nucleotides long. RefSeq names its product vacuolar protein sorting-associated protein, putative. The coding region runs from base 1 to 1626 and encodes 541 amino acids. The transcript is spliced from 3 exons. Gene Ontology annotation, biological process: vesicle-mediated transport; intracellular protein transport. The record is from RefSeq and is a predicted model, not a curated record. Lineage: Eukaryota; Evosea; Mastigamoebida; Endamoebidae. Gene Ontology annotation, cellular component: Golgi membrane.